Messenger RNA from Arachis ipaensis, 1290 nucleotides. Its product is annotated as putative E3 ubiquitin-protein ligase RHB1A. The record is from RefSeq and is a predicted model, not a curated record. Gene Ontology annotation, molecular function: ubiquitin-protein transferase activity. NCBI's taxonomy places the organism in Eukaryota, Viridiplantae, Streptophyta, Magnoliopsida, Fabales, Fabaceae.
UGUACUGAGUGAAUGUGAAGAGAACAAAACAAACAAGUGUAUACAAAGAGAAGAAAGAUACACAGAAAAAAAGCCACCUUUCUCAACCUUCCAACCUCAACCCUUUUUUCCUGCUACCCAAUUCCUCUCACCUUUCUCUCCUUCCCUUCCCUUCCCUUCCCUUCCAAAAGGCAGAAGAGAAUGAGGCAAUCAAAAGUAGUUUUGAUUAAAUAUUAGAAACAAGGACUGGAAAAUGGGAGGUUGCUGUUGUUCUGCCAGAAAACCUCAUCUGCAUGGAACACCAGUUUAUUACUAUUGCCCGCCAACUUUGGAGGAGCGCGAGUUGUUAACCUCUAAUGAUGCUUCUGCUGCUUCACUCACUGCUGGAUUGCUGAUUGGCUUAAACCUGGAUGCGUCCACACCCGAUACUUUCCAGCCGCCUCCUGCGCCUCUGCCUUAUGAUGUGGUCUUUGGAGGUUCUGCAUCAACAGAUUCUGAGUCUGGUAGAGAAACCGUUAGUGGUAGUAGUUUCGAGACUUUAAUUGCACGAGAAGAUCUCGAAGAAGCAGAAAGUAAAGUUAAAGCUCAAGAAAAUUCUGAGCCUAUAUCUCCCAAGAAGGCAGAGCUAUUAAAAUCAAAUCAGACUCAAGUAUUACUGACAGAAGAAGAGGAUGUUUGUCCAAUUUGUCUCGAAGAAUAUGAUGUUGAGAAUCCCAAAAAUCUGACGAAAUGCGAGCACCACUUUCACCUGUCUUGCAUUCUUGAGUGGAUGGAAAGAAGUGACUCCUGCCCGAUAUGCGAUCAGGAAAUGAUAUUUUGAUGAGACGCACACGGGAAUUAAUUGUUUCAAUUUUAAAGAUCAAAACUUGCUAAAUCCGAGGAAGAUAGACGAGUUCAUGGCUAGGUGAUGGUAGAUACAGAUUCAAUUUCAAUUUACCAUGCUUUGACAGAAGACAUUACUUUAGUUAGUAGGCCAUCAUGAGAAAAAUGAGGUUCAGAAAGAAUUAAAAGCAAUUCCUUUAGGUAUGGAAGUUGCAUAUUAUUAUUAUUAGGUAGUGAAAGAAUGAAGCAAUGCUCAAGAUUCCAAGGUAAAUGUUUAAGUGAUGGCUGCUUUUUGUGUUUAAGAAUUCAUAAGUAUUUAUUUAUUUUCUCUUUGGUGUUUUAUUUUUGGGGAAAAAAUAUGCAUGUUGGUUUUGUAAACCUGUCUCCGUACAUUUACAUUUUCGUGUAUAUAUCUCGGUGGAUAUUGAAUAUUUUCUUGUAUACAUAAGUCCCUUUUCCCGUAAUUAGAGAGUAAGAAUGAACUUCUCU